AGCGCGUCAGCCUUCUCGCAUCAAACUCGAAGCCCAGACGCGACAUUGGGGCCAAGACGGCAGUCGCGAGUCUCGGUUGGCGUGCAGUCAGUUUGCAGGCCGACACCGUACAGAGCGGACGUGUAACGUCUCUCUCAGCCCGCGCACCUUGUUUCUUGCUCUAUCAUAUUGGCCACUGACACACGACGCACCAGCGGACUGACUCUCCGCCGUUCGUUGGUCGGGCUACAUCACUGUCACCUGCUUUUUCGCCUACGGGUUUUCGAGCGGGAUCCUCGAGUUCGUCGGUUUUCGGGAGGACCACUCGGUUGGAUUUCGCGAGUAUCUCCGAAGGAAGAGGAAACUUUAUUUUCGAGUGAUCGCAUCGGUUUUGCUCUUCGUGUGCGUACCUACAGAAGUUGAUUCACCGUAAGCAGGAUCCUCCGCGUCUCCUGCGUGGAUCAUUGACUGAGAUUCGGACUGUUCGAAUUUCGAUCGACGUUUCUCGCUGAAUCCCCGUUUCGUUCGGAUUUCACGAGAUUCGUCUCUUCGUUCCCGCGACUGGUAUAUUUCGGUAUUUGUGUGACUUUUCUACCGGCGUGCGUAUCUCACUGGAUUUACCCGAGCAAGAGGGAGCACGGGGUUCAACCUGUUCUCUUCGCCGUUGGUGACUCUACUUUCGUCGCGCGUUUGGUUCGACGAACGGGAUACCCGAGGCGCCCUGCCUUCGGCCAGUGCUACACCCACCGCACCGUUGUCCAGCGGGACAGAACUACCGUAAACGUUUGAUCGUUCGCCAGGCGACGCGUGCGACGCACCGUCUCCCAACGUCUACGCAACCACCCCUCGACCAGCCAAAGUGGAUCUUUGUUCCGUCGGUCGACCCUGCUCGAGAGAAUCUUUCAAAAUUGAUGUACUAAGAAGACAAAUAAUGGUGGCAGAAUUUGUCACCCGUCAGAGUGGAUCACCUAUCAACGGUGAGACCGCAUGUCUGAACGGUAACAUGCCGGCCACCCAUACGAUGGCGCAUGCCGGUCACGGUGCUCACGGCGGUCACGACGCCCACGGACCGUUGCCGCCGCUGACCCAUCCCGCUCACCACGCCGGACCGCCGUCCAUGCAACAGCAACAGCAACACCAGCAUCAGCAGCAACAGCCGCCGCCGCCGCAGCAGCAACAGCAGCAGCAACCGCACCCGAACUUCGACAUCAGAAAAGAGCUAUUUUCUCAGCGCAAGCAACGGGAGUUCAUCCCGGACAACAAGAAGGACGACAGCUACUGGGACCGCAGGCGGCGUAACAACGAGGCAGCGAAGCGGUCUCGCGAGAAGAGGCGCUUCAACGACAUGGUGCUCGAGCAGCGCGUGAUGGAGCUCAGCAAGGAGAAUCACAUCCUGAAGGCGCAGCUCGAGGCGAUAAGGGACAAAUUCGGCAUCUGCGGUGAGUCCGUGAUCAGCACGGAACACGUGCUCGCCGCGUUGCCAGCCGAGCCGCCGAUCAGCGUUAAAAGAGCGAAAUUGCCCGCCUCCGCGGCGCUUCUGUACGCGAGGACGCCCAGCCCGGUCCACACCUCGGUGAUCCAUCAGCCAGUCAGCGGUGCCAGAUCGCCCAGGUCACCGGCACAGCUCUACGUACCGGAGACAACCGCUUAUCCCGAGUCCGAGAGUUUCCAGUACGCCUAUCCUCACCCAGCGAUGCACCUUGACACGACGAGCGCGUUGAACCUGUCGCGCGGCAGGCGAGCACAGUCGCCGUUCGAACUUUCAUCCGGCAGCGGGGACGAGGGACCACAGCUGGUGGUCAGCUCGCAGAAUCCGGCGGCCAACAACAGUUUGCCACACAAACUCAGGCACAAGUCGCGCAUCGGCGACAAAGACGCGGCCAGCGCGUUGCUGGCGCUGCAAGGCAUCAAGCAGGAACCCGGACCAAGAGCAUCGCCUCCAUGGGACAACGAGGGGUCCAGCGACGAACGCGAUUCCGGCAUCUCUUUGGGCGCCGAGUGGACCGGUCCAACGGUCGCGACCGUUCCAGAAAGCGAGAGGGAGGUGAAAUCGAGGCUCGACCGUCUGGCCUCAGAGGUAGCCUCCCUGCAGUCGAUCCUCCGUCUCGGGAAACCAACAGCUGAGAGCCUGGUCACGGCUCACCACUCGUUGCCGGCGAACGCCACCGUUAGCGGGCCGUGAGACCAGAUCGACCAUCCUCUUCCUCGUCAUCUGGUGGACCAGCGAGGAACUGUUUCUACUGACCGAGCCGUUCGCGGCCCUCUUUGCGAUCAUCAGACAGAUCCAAAGAUCCCUGAGCUGCGCUGGCAGCGACGCCGGCACCGGCCACGACGACGACGACGACGACGACGACGACGACGACGACGACGAUUCCCUCGAACUAGAUCGGUGAUGGAGAGAGCGGAUUGGAGACUUCCGGCGACGAUGAUCGAGCGAACGUUCCAAGUGUGAUGGUAGUUGGUAGUAGGGCGCACAGUUAGUCACGCGGUCUUUCUUCCGGAGAGCUUCUCGAGACGGGGGUGUACAGUUUCGUCGAGCGACUACUACCGACUUUGCAGUAUUGGACCCGCGUGGCACCUUGGUAAUCGGCCAAUGUCGCGUGCAACAGAAUCGUCCGUGCGGUUCUUUUCUGUUUUUUUUUCUUCUUUUCUUUCCUUAUCGAUCGGAUAAGCUAGGAUCAGUCAGAUAAGUUAGAGUAAGGUAGAUAGACAACGCCGGACACCUGGCCCGGGUGUCUGCUAAGCUUACGUUCGAUCGGGUAGCUCGAUCCCACGACCGUCGACGCGCGUUCUUCGGAUUUGUCGUCAUCGCUGCGCGAAUCCGUGUCAAGCUCUUUUUUUUUACCCGGAAACGAUGAGAUCGGAUCGAUUCGAAUCGGGGGAACGGCUACCCGACGCCAGUCGUUGAAGUCGGGAACGCGGUUCCCGGACACCCGCAAAAAGAAAAGCCAAAACACGGGUCUCCCACUGUCCCAUGCUCUACCGUGACGAUGAUCUAGGUGAUAAGGUUGCGACUAGGGUGUAAGUUAACUUAACGCUGUAAGACCUUCUUAGGUUAUUUCGUUGCUGUUUCAUCAUUACCGUUGAUUCGAGCUGAAUUUAAUCGUGUACGCCAGACCGUGCGCAAAGAUUCGUAGCAACCUCGUUGCUUCUGGAAUUUCUGACGCUCAGCUCGGCUCGCGGACCGACGGAGAGACGUCGAUCCGAAGAUCUUCGGACGAUUCAACCGUUGUCGAGUUCAAUGACGAUUAACGAAGGGAAGGAAACCGAAUGGGGGAAACGAAUAAUGAACGACUUCGAAGAUCUUCGGACGCGCGAGCCGCGUCGAGCCUCUGUUUGGACACCUUCAAUUGGUCAUUGGUCAUCGCGCAACCGGCUAAUUUCACUACCGCCAGUCGAUUCUUAACAUUUUAAUUCCUGCACGCUCGCGCGCAAAGCAAUAAAUCCCCUUUUCUUGUCCGAUCCUCUAAAUCGCUCGGUUAAUAUUCCUCGCGCGGCACGACCCAACACCGUUCCGCGAGAAGAGAAUCAGCGGAGCCCGAGCGUUUGUGAUAGUCGCGUCGAAGCCGAUCGACGCCGAACUCUACGGGGUCGAUCCUGUGUAUAUAGCGUACCUCCGAGAAAUCGAACCCUCAUCGGUUCUUCCUCCCGUCGUUGGAACCCUUUCCUUUUUGUCUUCUUCCUUUUCUCAUUUGUUUUUCUUUUUUUUUAUACUUUUACUAUUAACGUGACUACGUAGUGUACAUAUGUAUGUAGCAAGCGAGACAAUGCGUGGAUGCGUGAGUGUGCGUGACUGUUCGUGUGCAUUGUUUGCUGGUCCUUCGAGAUUCUUGGCACCGGGAGCCAAUCUUUUCUUUUUUUGUUCUCUGUCGGAAGGGGUAUAGAGGUUCUAGGUUGGAUAUCAGAAACGCGCAGCAUCCAAGUAUUAAGCGAGCCUAUGGGUGUAUGUAAUUAAUAUACAUAAUGCACAUAUACCAGAAUGAUACAUAUGUAUAAAUAUACGUAUAUGUAUACAUACAUAUAUAUAUAUUUUCAAAUUAAUGUAUUUUUCGAUAUCGUGUGUGUGUGUGUGCGACUGAGUGUGA
Molecule: messenger RNA, 4064 nt
Organism: Nomia melanderi (Alkali bee)
Lineage: Eukaryota; Metazoa; Arthropoda; Insecta; Hymenoptera; Halictidae
Source: RefSeq, a predicted model, not a curated record